AUGCUCGGGUACUGCCUCACAGUGGUGGUAAGAAAGGACACCCCGGACAAGGAUGUUCAGAUGAUCUGGGCCGUGGCCAUCUCGGCCUUACUGGACGUGAUUGCGCUCGUCUAUUAUGCUGUGUCCGCUCCAUGGUUGACCACGUUGGCGCACGCUUGUGCCCUCGGGAUGGGUGCUUUGACGUCCUUCCUCCGACCCAGACCGACGUCUACCCGGGCAUCGGCAUUGCUUUGUCCAGCCUCGUCUGAGCACACCACUGGCCAUCUAGGGAGAGGUUGA
Molecule: messenger RNA, 279 nt
Organism: Symbiodinium necroappetens
Lineage: Eukaryota; Dinophyceae; Suessiales; Symbiodiniaceae
Source: the annotation of a GenBank genome assembly